Messenger RNA from Hibiscus syriacus, 1554 nucleotides. RefSeq lists its product as uncharacterized. NCBI's taxonomy places the organism in Eukaryota, Viridiplantae, Streptophyta, Magnoliopsida, Malvales, Malvaceae. The transcript is spliced from 3 exons. Bases 64 to 1554 code for a protein of 496 amino acids. The record is from RefSeq and is a predicted model, not a curated record.
GGAGAGCCAUUAUCUGCUGGCAAUGUUGUAAAAAAAUUGCAGAAUUAUAAAGGGUGGCAGGACAUGGAGAUGAACUUGUUCUGGCUUAGCACAGGAGUUGGCAGCUUGCUAAUGCUUCACUUUGCACUGUUAGUUUUCUUAAGAUGGAGGAUAGGUGCUGCAGCUCGAUGGAUGAUUUCGGUUCCGAGAUUCGAGCUCCUCCUUUUAAUUCUCGCACUGCCUUGUGUAUCUCAGUCUGCUGCAUUUGUAAUAAGAGGUCGUACAAUUGAAGGGAUCAUCACUGGAGCUUUGUUGUUAGCUAUCCCUGCGGCCUUCAUUUUAUCAGUAUGCCUUUUUCUUAUAAUAGCAGUCUUCACAGGCAGCCUUGCUCAGUACAAAGAAAUCAGAUAUGGCACUGCAGAAGAGCACUGGCAUAAGAAAUUGUGGUUCUCUAUUGUGGGAAGACCUGCUUAUGGAAAAUGGUUUUAUAUGGAUGGACUGCCUUCAUCGUUUCUUUCUUUCUUUGGCAUUCUAUUUGAGGAUCACAAGGGUCCUCCAAUAUAUGUUUUUGUUGACCAGAAUGACACAAAUACUAUGCCUAGGUGGGUUGGGAGUGGUCAAAAUGGGAUCGGAAGAAUGAGAGCAGUAAACUCAGAUGACAGCCAUGAAGAAACGAAAAUCCCAUUGCCGACGAGGGUCUUAGGUUGUGCUAGAUCCUCCUAUAUCGUUCUUGAUCUUUUAAGAAGAGUCUGCUUGGGAGUGAUUGCUGGAUCCUACUCAACACACAAAUCAAGCCAAAGCCUUUGGGCAUUAAUGGUCACACUGGUGCAGUUCAUAUAUUUAUUUAUUCUCAAGCCACACAUAAGGAGGGGAGUUUACAUUGUGGAAAGUAUUUCACUGUUGAGUGAGGCUGGCAUCUUUGGUCUCUCCAUCAGUAUGAAUAAAUCGAAUUCGAAUAGGGAACAAGCAUUGGGAUACCUAAUGCUGGCUCUCCUUUUCCUUUCCUUUGUUUCUCAACUUGUAAAUGAAUGGUAUGCACUGAUAAAGUUCCUUCUGAAUCUGUCUAAGCCACAAAAGACUUCUUUUAAGCUUGGAUUGAAGUUUGCUGCCAAGGGUCUUCUGUUGCCUUUCCUCUCAAGGAAGCAUUGGACAGGAGUCGUACCAGGUUCUUCGAAAGAGAAAUCAGUCUUAGUUCCGGUCCUUCCUCAAACCAGGGAAACCGAGUUAGCAAGGAGUGGUAGAAGGGAACCACAUGUCGGGCAACUAAGUUCCAUGACUGCAACAGUAGUCCCUCUGCUCAGUCCAGGUUCAGGCUCACCCAUUGUUCAAGCUACAGGCACAACUGCAGAGACAGCUCUCGUCGGGCAAAAAACAGAAGAAAGUACGAAAAAUGAUAUGAAGAAACUAAGGGAGAUGGCAAAGGCAAGUUUCUCAGGGAAAUCAAAGGAUGAGGAGACAUUUGGGUUACAAUCUUUCUCUUAUGAAAUUGUCUCAAAUGACCCUCAAACCUCAACUUCUAAUGUUAUCUCAAAUGAUCCUCAAUCCUCAACUCCUAAUGUUAUGAAGUAUGUAUAA